Messenger RNA from Gamsiella multidivaricata, 650 nucleotides. RefSeq lists its product as uncharacterized. The record is from RefSeq and is a predicted model, not a curated record. Lineage: Eukaryota; Fungi; Mortierellomycota; Mortierellomycetes; Mortierellales; Mortierellaceae. The transcript has a single exon. Bases 155 to 523 code for a protein of 122 amino acids.
CGGACAUCGCACCCAAAAAGAAGGGCUCUCUGACGGAGAUGGCCCAUGCCCUCUCUUUUCCCGCGCACGUCGUUUGUUUGACGUGGAUGUAAAUUGCAUUUGUACGUGAAGCCACAUGUAACAUCCACAGAUAACAUUCAUCCAUUAGGAGCAAAUGGCGACCCUCACCACCACCAUGAGGUCCUUCCUGUUAUUGCUGUUGCUGCUGUUGCUGCUGUUGCUGCUGUUGCUGUUGCUGCUGGUGCUGUCACUGUAUCACUGUUGCUGCUGUGCGCUCUUCAAAAGGAUUAGAACAUGUAUCCUCGUCAUCCUCAUCAGUAGCAUCCUCAAUUGCACUCCUGCUCACACUCCUCCUCCUACUCUCACUCCUCCUACUCCUGCCCAUGAGCCAUUUGCUCUUAAACUGCUCCUGAUCAAAUGCUUCCAUAACAAUCUGGCUUCUCAUCGUCCAUCAUACUCAGUAGACUCAGUAAACCCUAAAGUCCUUUUGAAUAUCUGGAUGCCCGAUCAAGGACUAGUUUGAGAAAGGGAUACGCAGAAAGGGAGGCUACAGAUGGAACAUGGGCUGACUGUAACAAAAUCAAUGUGUCGCAAUUGCACACUAAACAGCAAAGGGGAAAGGUCGAAGCGAUCCUACGCGCACGGGCAGC